AUGGGUAGAAGUAUAACGGCGUUGGAUGACCUAACGGUCAACAAUCUUGGCGUUUUCAAAAAAAUUAAUGAAGUGUCGCUUCCCACAAGAUACCCCCAAUCAUGGUACACUGCAUCGUUGGAGUCCUCAGAUGUCGUUGUUCAACUCGGAUUUUAUUCAGAAUUGCCAGUAGGAGCUAUACGAGCACGGUCCUUUAACAACAAUCAGAUCAAGUCAUCAUUCGCUGAGUCAAUCAACUCAACUACAUUACAAAAAACACCUAAUUGCAUGUACAUUGAAAGUUUUGCCGUUUUGGAGAAAUAUAGAAAUUUGGGAAUAGGUUCAGAAUUGCUUUCAUGGGUGAUUGAGGAGACUAAAAAGAGAUUUAUUCAUGAAAUCAUUAUCCAUGUUCAAGCAACUAACGAGAAUGCCAUAAGUUGGUAUCUCAAAAAGGGAUUUAAGAAACAAGAUUUAGUCGAAGGUUACUAUAAAGAGCAAGGAUUAGAAGCACCGGACGCAUACAUACUAAAGCACCUGGUUUAG
This is a messenger RNA of Lodderomyces margitis, 522 nucleotides long. RefSeq names its product peptide alpha-N-acetyltransferase subunit (gene NAT5). NCBI's taxonomy places the organism in Eukaryota, Fungi, Ascomycota, Pichiomycetes, Serinales, Debaryomycetaceae. Gene Ontology annotation, biological process: mitotic sister chromatid cohesion. Gene Ontology annotation, molecular function: acyltransferase activity, transferring groups other than amino-acyl groups. Bases 1 to 522 code for a protein of 173 amino acids. Gene Ontology annotation, cellular component: NatA complex. The transcript has a single exon. The record is from RefSeq and is a predicted model, not a curated record.